AUGACUGUUGAGCUAUCUCAAGAGCAAAUAUCCAUGACCUCCGAAGGGCUUGGGGAGAGUGAUGCAAUAUAUGAGGACUUUCUGACGGCGACCAACACUUCCCAUGAAUAUGAACUUAAUCUGCUGGAAUCCUUGACUUUUCUCUAUAAUUUACUUUACGACGAUAAGUCUACACUAACGAAAGCUGAUAUUCUUAGCAUUCUCAACUCCCUCAAGGAGAGGGAAAACGAGUUGAGCUUUACCUUCAAUGAUUUAUGGGGGUAUAUGAAUGUCCAGGGGGUUUGGAUGCCCCCAAGUCUCCGAAGAAAGUUCUACACCGAAAGGUCGAGAGUCGGCCGCAACCUGUGGUUUCGCAAUAUGCCCAGCUCAAGGCAAGAUGCCAUCGAAAACGUCAACCUACUAUCGUUCCACACAAGGACGGAGUUCUUCAAGUUUCAAACCUUUUACGGUAAGUUAAAGAAUCACAUUACCCACUUCCAACUACGAAAUUUAGUUACAUGUGGCGAAAACCUUCUGAAUGGCAUAUUCUAUCCUUCUUCUUACUACCAUGAUGGAAACCUCCAUACUGUCUCUCUGGAUAACGCUAUUUCGCAUAAUAGCCCCGAAAGCUUUCACAGUUUUUUCAAAAUAAAUCGACUCAUGCCAGAUGACGAUGAUCUCUCGUCGCGAGCCAUGAAACUAGACUGUUUGGUAGACUCCAGACAACUACCGCUUAGCGCUAAUAGUCGAAUAUCAUCUUGUGCCAGCUCAAACAAAUUUUUGGUAAAUGGCACGUUCGAGGGCGGUUACAUUUUGCUGGACAUUUCCGACCCCCAUGAUACAAAACUAUUAGGGGAGUAUACGCUCACUGGCUCCGCCGAUGGUAUAACAAAUCACAUAAGCAUCAGCAAGGACGACAGAGAGCUUCUCAUAUCAUCCAACGACAAGACGAUACGGGUUAUUGACCUUGCUCGAAAUAUCAAAAAAUCGAGUUCCAAGAUACCGCUAGCGGUGAAUUGUCUGGCGAAUAGUCCCACGAACAAGAAUCAAUUUUUUAUAAUAGGAGAUGAUUCGAAAGCGUAUAUUAUGGACCGAAGAAUCCUUGGUAAGGACUUCAACCCAUGCAUUGUAUUUUCCGGGCAUAAGGAUUACGGAUUUGGAUGUGACUGGUCCCCUCUAGAUGAGAAUCUCCUACUUACAGGUAAUCAAGAUGGAACCGUGAGACUUUGGGAUCGAAGAAACCCACAAGAGAAUUUAUACUGUUGGAGCAGCUCUCUUGGCUCCCAGGCGUCUUCAGUUCUGGAUGAGUUCUUAGGUGGACCGGUCAGAAACUGCAAAUUCAGUUAUAAUGGAACUCACAUAGUAUGGGCUGAGAGUUUGGACCACGUUGGAAUUAUUCAAUUUUCGGAUUUGAAAAAAGACUACGGGGAUCUUCAAUCAAGAGUUCAGUCCAUCGAUUUCAUUGGGAAAUGCAUUGGCCUUAAUAUGUGUCCGGCGGAUUCAGGGCAAGGAGAGGAGCUAAUCAUUGGCGUUAAUGACUGUCCCCUUGGUGGCAUCCUUACUUAUCAGCUUGAAGGGAUAGAUAAACCCCUAGAUUUUGAUUUUUCAUUUUAA
This is a messenger RNA of Candidozyma auris, 1593 nucleotides long. RefSeq lists its product as uncharacterized. Lineage: Eukaryota; Fungi; Ascomycota; Pichiomycetes; Serinales; Metschnikowiaceae. The transcript has 2 exons. The coding region runs from base 1 to 1593 and encodes 530 amino acids. Gene Ontology annotation, molecular function: protein binding. The record is from RefSeq and is a predicted model, not a curated record.